Messenger RNA from Aptenodytes forsteri (emperor penguin), 6641 nucleotides. RefSeq names its product potassium voltage-gated channel subfamily J member 11 (gene KCNJ11). The record is from RefSeq and is a predicted model, not a curated record. Gene Ontology annotation, cellular component: plasma membrane. Gene Ontology annotation, biological process: potassium ion import across plasma membrane; regulation of monoatomic ion transmembrane transport. Bases 12 to 1208 code for a protein of 398 amino acids. The transcript is spliced from 4 exons. NCBI's taxonomy places the organism in Eukaryota, Metazoa, Chordata, Aves, Sphenisciformes, Spheniscidae. Gene Ontology annotation, molecular function: ATP-activated inward rectifier potassium channel activity.
GGCGGGGAGCCAUGCUGUCGAGGAAGGGGAUCAUCCCCGAGGAGUACGUGCUGACCCGGCUGGCGGAGGAUGUGCCGGAUCAUGUCCGAUACCGCGCCCGGGAGCGGCGGGCGCGUUUCGUGGGCAAGAACGGUGCCUGCAACGUGGCCCAUAAAAACAUCCGGGAGCAGGGACGCUUCCUCCAGGACGUCUUCACCACCCUGGUGGACCUCAAGUGGCCCCACACGCUGCUCAUCUUUACCAUGUCCUUCCUCUGCAGCUGGCUGCUCUUUGGCAUGGUCUGGUGGCUCAUCGCCUUUGCCCACGGAGACCUGGACCACAGCACCCGGCUGCAGCGUGACCCCAGAGAGGCAGGGACCCCGGCCGGCUUUGUGCCCUGUGUGACCAGCAUCCACUCCUUCACCUCCGCCUUCCUCUUCUCCAUCGAAGUGCAGGUGACGAUUGGCUUUGGGGGACGCAUGGUCACAGAGGAGUGCCCGGCCGCCAUCCUGGUGCUGAUCGUGCAGAACAUUGUGGGGCUGGUGAUCAAUGCCAUCAUGCUGGGCUGCAUCUUCAUGAAGACCUCACAGGCUCACCGCCGGGCCGAGACCCUCAUCUUCAGCAAGCACGCGGUCAUCGCCCUGCGCGAGGGCAAGCUCUGCUUCAUGCUGCGGGUGGGUGACCUCCGGAAGAGCAUGAUCAUCAGUGCCACCAUCCGCAUGCAGGUGGUGAAGAAGACUGCCAGCCUGGAGGGGGAGGUGGUGCCCCUCAACCAGAUUGACAUCCAGAUGGAGAACCCCGUAGGGGGCAACAGCAUCUUCCUCGUCUCCCCACUUAUCAUCUACCAUGUGAUAGACAAGAAUAGCCCCCUCUAUGACAUUUCCCCUGUGAACCUUCACCACCAUGAGGACCUGGAGAUCAUUGUCAUCUUGGAAGGGGUGGUGGAGACCACUGGCAUCACCACUCAAGCCAGAACCUCCUAUCUGGCAGAUGAAAUCCUCUGGGGCCAAAGGUUUGUGCCCAUCGUGGCAGAGGAAGAUGGGCGAUACUCCGUGGACUACUCUAAAUUUGGCAACACAGUGAAAGUGCCCACCCCUUCGUGCACUGCUAGGCAGCUGGAGGAGGACAAGAGCAUUAUGGACACUAUGCCGUUGUCCCCUAAAGGCACAAUAAGGAAGAGGUCUGUCAAGCUAAAGCCCAAGUUUACCGUAAGCGAUGAGCCUUCCUGAUGCCUUUUGACUGGGAAACUCUGUUAGGGCUUUGUGUCUGAAAGAUCUCAUAAACUCAAAACACUGAGGUGGCCUCUUACUUUUUUUUAAAUUCAGGUUGGUAGCACAAGGUAUGUUCUGGUGUUAUUUAUUGUGGGAUAAAUCUAAAGCUAAUUAUAUUUUUUUAAAGGUGUGAGAGAUUUCAAGCAGCACUGGGAGUAGGAAAAUCAUGGUCUGCAGCUUUAAAUUUAAUUGCACGUUCAUUUUGCAUUGAUUAAUCUGCAGGUAAUGACAUAUUUUCUCAAAAAAUAAAUUAUUUCUCUUAAGAGAUUGCAGUACUUAGGGUCUUGCAGUGUUCUAAAGUCAGUAGUUUUUAACUGGGUUUUUUUCUAACUUGAACAAUCAAUAUAGCAAAAUAAAAUAUUAAUAAUUAAUAAAGUAGGCUGGAUUUAAAUUAUAACAAAAAGGUCAGGCAAUGUUAUGUAUGACACAAGACCAGAUCUGGAAGUGUCUAUGUAUUAUACUCUAUGUUUCAAAGAAAUUAACUGCCAGAUUUGCUUCAUCCAUAUUGUAUUGUAUGGAGCCACUCCUACCACAUGCAAUAUGAAAUGUAUUUGAAUAUUUACUUUUGUUUAUUUUAAAACCCUUUACACUUCCAAAAUAAAACAUUCAGAAAUACCUUUUUCGACUGUACAUUUCUGAUAGUAAGCAAUGCUUUGCCUUUAAAAAGAGUAGCAGAUAGUAUACAACUGAAAUUAAUUAUAAAUAGGAAAAAUUCUGUAUUCUAGUUGUCUAAAUGAAGAGAAGCAACAUUACACACACACACACACAGGCAAUAGGAUACCCAGUAAAAAAAUUAAUCUCUCCCUUAGGUCAGACUGAAUCAGGGAAUAUAAAUAGAAUUAUGUAUUUUAAAUGAAAGGGCAAUGCUGAAUGCUGAAAUUAUAUCUGCAUGCAGUAGGCAAAACCUUUCACUCUGAUGAAAGGUCCACUUCUGGGAUGCUGUGUCACAAAACAUACUCCUGCUGUAGAAACGAUUCCCUUUCCAUUUACAUCCUGACCUCCCUACACAGCCGGUGCCUGCCUUGGUUUUUAGCUGAAUUCAAGAUCUGGCAUUUACCAGCAAACACGAAGGAGCCAUGUUCACCCCCUCAGUUCCACAGUGACAAACAAUAGGAGCAAUUCCCCUUAGCACACUCUGGCAAAUCCUCUAUCUGGGGAUAUUAGUAAGAGCAGCAAUAUUUAUUUCUGUGCAGGGUUAUUAGGAGAUAGCAGCAGUAUUAACUACACUGUGCUAUUAACUGGGCAAACUGCCACUCAAGUGAAAAAAGAUAAUGUUGUCCAAAUAAAACCUAAAUAAGCAUUACAGAACUGAUCCAACACCUGGUUACACAAGCUGUGCAGAGAGGCACCAAGUUACUUUCAAACUUAAUUAUUCAAAGGGCUUCUAGUAUCAAGUUCUUGUGUGUCAUGUAGUUCACGACAGACACCUGAAAUGGUUUGUUUUGGUAAUAAUAUGGCAAAUUUUUGAUGCCUUGUCAGUGUAACAAUAUGAAAAACUCAUUCAAAAGUGUGACAAAACUUCCAUAUUGACUAUGGAAUAUUUUCAGGCAUCUAUAAUAAAAUGAAAUAAUGUUUGGCUAAAAUCAAAGGUUGCUUUAAAAUGAUAAAAUAGUAGUUAUAUUUUCAAUAGUUAGGUAUUUCAGUUUUAUCAGCAUUAUCAGAUUGCCAGUUAAGAGAAUAAAUGCCUGUUCAGUUUCCAAAUUCCCAAUACACCAAUACUACUCUGUGAACAGCUCUAAAAAUGUGCUAUGUGUUUCACAAUGAAAAGACAGUAAACUAGCAUUAACAAGUAGUCAGCAGAGAAAAUCUGGAAAGGCAUAUUUUAUAUUUGUAAUCAUUAAAAGUCCUAUUUUUUAAAAUAGGGAAUAAUUAAAUGCCGUUGCUGAUUAAAUUUCUUCUGUAAGACUGAGUCUGGUUUCUCAUUAUGUCCCAGCUUUCCCUUUUACUGCCUCUCUUCCAUCACCCAUUGGAGGGGCACUUAUAGCAGAGCUAUUUGCAUCUCCUAGACACCUUUGUUCCUUUGACAGUUCAUUGUUCUUUAUCACCUGUCACAAUACUACUCUAUUCUUACAUUAGAGUUAGCUUUCCAGUGACUUGAAAUCGUUGGCUUCUCCUUAGCCUCCUUAGUGCGUUAUUUCAAUGUCUAAGAUUGAACACCUCAAGGUUCUCACAUAAAACCUCUUCAGCUAUGGUAGCAUUUUAAAGCUCUUGUCAAGAUUUGACCUAAAUGUGAAGCAAUUUCAGUAGCACUACCAUGCAACUAUUUUCAGGAACUGAUGCAAGCCUCUUUUUCCCUCAGGGAAAUCCGUGCUACAGAGAGGUAGAAAAUUCUCUUUGUUCACUGUGAGGUGGGAGGGGAAAAUGGGAAGAAACAGCUUGCAUUCGCUGGGCUGCUUUCAGGACCACUUUUUAUGUCACUUCUUCUACAAGAAUCUGCCUAAUUUUCUGAAGUCUUGCAAUAAAUAGGCAUCAUAAUAUUAUGAGGAAGGCAGGAUUUGUACUAUUAAAAAUCACCAUAGUGAAUUAUUUCAAUUGAAGUGUUGGUGAUUUUGAAUCUCAGGAUUCUUGUAAUUUUAAAUUCUUCUGUUCUUUCACCAUUUAAAAUAUUCAGAAGCAUUUCAGGGGCAGAGCAAGGAAGAAUAAGUGUAUUUAUUUUGUACUAGGGAUAUUACUUCUUUGUGAGGAUCCUUUCAUUUUGUCAUUUACAAAGUAUUUGGGAACACAAAUAUCUGAAAUUGUUCUUAAAGUUGUACUCAUGCCGACCGCCCCCAUUCUCUGUAGGAAGGUUCCAAAGAAGGCAUCAGUGCUAUCAUUUGACGUAGAACAGUCCUCAUUCUUAGCAAUGAACAAACGCUGUGUUUUCCAUAGUUGAAGUCCAAAGUGAGUGGGCUUUCGAACUUUCUCUCUCAGCCUACGUCUGCUUUUUGGUAGGUGGUAUCGCAGUUGGGGUCCUGCUGAGCAGCUGGGGGGAGCGUGCUGUGGCUCCCACGGCUGCUACCUCUCCACAUUUCCUCUGCACAGAAACCAGUGUGAGGGAAGCUGGGGGCUACAUGCUCGGGGCUUGCCCUGACCAAGGGGAGGACAUGGACACAAGAGUGGGAAGCUGUAGGUUUUGUAGUGACCCAUUGCUGAAUUUGGGGUAUGGAACCAACUGUGGAACUGCCUUUCAUGUGCUUCAGAGUCUGGAGACCAUUAUCAGUUUAUGCUCAUGAUUCACGCUGUUUAGUGCAUUCAAAUUGGAGUUUGUUACGCUGUUUGGAUGGACAGAAGGAUCACAGAGCUUAUUAAUCAGAAACAGAGACUGGGGAACACAUUAUAUGCCAUAGUUUUAAAAUACUUGUAGUGGCUGCUGGUGAGAACAUAGCCGCUGGGUGUAUCAGUUUCAUGUUGUGUUUCCUAAUGAAAUCAAGUGACAUACGUAUACAAAAUUAGAGUAUAACAAGGUCUGACUUGGUCUCUUUACCUCCAAGGCACAUGAUAAGUAUAGUAUUAUAGCAGUGUACUUCAACAGGAAAAUCUCCCUGUAAAAUAGAUACAAACCAGAAGUGAACUCAAGAGGCUGCAUAUAAGGGAAAAGAGGGUCAGGGACACAAAAUAAAUACAUUUAAAAUCCACAAGUCACACAGUGGGAAGACGAUGCCAAGAAGUAAUAAACUAUUUUCUUUUGAAGCCGUUCACACCAGCAAAGGUGUGAUGAUGCUGAGAUGAGAGAUCCGAGACCUAAAAAGCAGAUAUUAGAGGCUAGUAUAAAAGUCUUUAACAAGGCCAAGAUUUACAUGCUAGCGUAGAUUAGCAAUGGGGUCAAUGUCAAAAUUCAGUGUGCCCUGAAAGGCGAGACUGCAGGCUGGGCAUGAUCAGCAUUGCUCGAUCCAGUGGGUAAAUAUUGCUGUGUGUUGAGCAAGGUACAAGUCACAACAGAGCCCUGUUGGAAGCAGCAGUGUUAGGAGGGCUUUGUGGCAACCGAUUCUUGCGGUUAGUUAUUUAUUAAUAGUUAAUAAUAUCAAUCUAAUGAAUAAUUAAUAGUUCUUUGAAAACUGAAUUCAUUUCUUCAUGUUUUCCUUCCUCUUCCACUCCUUGUCCAUAGGUCACCCCUAAAGGUCUGCUAUUAUUGUAGGUCUGCUAGCACAGACUCUUUUGAUUUGGGAUAAAGCACAAGAGUGCUUUGGGAAAUAAAGUGCAAAAAUAAAAUAGAUAUUAGAAACCCAAAAACCUCUGUGAAAUUGCCAAGCUUGCAACUUUCACAGUGAUUCCUUGUACAAAGCAUGGAAAUAUCUAUUCCUAGGAACUGGAUAUUAAUAAAUUACCACAGUUUAGUUUUCUGUUGUUCAUUUUGCAGGUCCCUGUGGAAGGGAAAGUGGUUUAGCUCUUCAGGUUAGGGUUGAAGGAGAAAAGAAGAAGGUUCAAACUCACUGCAUUUUAGGCUCCCUGGUUACACCUUUCUCUCUCCCCAUGUUCAAAGUCAUACUGGUGUUGCCACUAAAAAUGGGCAGGGUCAAUGCUCUUUGCAGUGCAUGUUCCUGUGUGGCCCUGCAUUCAUCCAGGGCCAGCUGCCCCAUUCCAAGGUGGACAUCUCAACCCCAACAGCCCUCACCCAAGGUUCCUGAAAGGCAGUAGAAAAAUUCCCACUCAUUUCUGUGGAUUUUUGGAUCAAAGGACAUAAUCUGCCAACCUGCUGAAAGCAUGUGCUGCAGCAGAAAGAGGGAUUUAAUCAGCACUGCAGACCCUACUCAAGCAAAGCUGCUGUUUGAGGUGAGAAAACCCUUGUGUGAAGGAGGCCUUUGGUAAGCUGGAUCAGAGUGGGUGGUGGGAUGCGUGCUCAGCAUGGCUGGUGACUGUCUAACUGCCUCUAACAAAUGACUCAGCGUACUAUUUUUGAUUCAGCAACAGGAGAAAGAUACGUGAUACAAACCUCCACAUCCCCCCAAGGAGAACUAUUAAAAGAGCAGAAGACAUUCUUGAGAGGCUGCAGAUACCGCUGCCUCCAUCCUGCUCUUAGCACUGUUGGGUGCCUACAGAGGACGUCUCCUUCUGCUUCAGCAUCUCCUGGGAACUUCUUCCUGUGCCUUUUACACAGGAGAUGAAACCAGAUCCAUCCUCAUAGUCCUUAUUUUCUAUUUAUUCCUCAGUUGGGAAUAGUCCCUUAAACCAGGUAACUAAACUCACCCCAUUUCUGUUCCUUCCAGAUACACAGCACUGAAGUGUCACAUCCACGCUAGCCUUUGGAUGUGCAGUAAUGCAUUUUAUCUUCCAAGUGGUAAAUGCUGCUUGGCUAGAUGGACCAGAAUCUUUGAUUUUAUUUUUUUCAGAGUGAAGAGGAUAAAGCUCGAUAAAUGUGUCGUGUUGGCUGAGUGGUUUGUGUUCUACUAUUAAAACUGUAAUUUUCACAUUUCA